UAAUUAGUUACUUUCGGAAUCAAGCUUUCAGUAGGCAUUAAUGCGCAUGCGCUUACAAUUUAUUUUAUUUACACAAUGGCGGAUCUUGAUGGUGAAUUGGGAAAACACGCAAGAUGGCAUUUUAAUUAUGCUAACUAAUUUUUCUGAUGUCGAAGGUCCUAAUAUUAUGUUAAAUCAAGGAGCGACAUCAUCCUGUAAUUGUUCAACAAUGAUGGGAAGUGUUUCUCACGAUUCGGCAGAAUUACUACUUAGUAAUCAAUUAGAAUCGACAUCAGUAUCUGGAUCCAAAGACGCGGGGAAUCAAAAGAAAUUGAGCUCUGGAUCUCUAGGAAGUGGAGAUGCCGCAAGACCAAAGCAAGUUACAGUAACCCAUCCAGGUACGACUAAAGCCAAACGUACAUCUAAAAAGAAAGGUUCAAUUCAAGCUGAUUUAGAUGUUGCUAAGGAGUUUCUGCGAUGCAAGGAAGAAGGUUCGACAAGACUCGAUCUUAGUAAAUCAAAUAUCAGCAUUCUUCCUCCAUCGAUGAGGGAGCUAACGCAUUUAACCGAAUUUUACUUAUACGGUAAUAAGAUCACGUCAUUGCCUGUUGAAAUUGGCUGUCUCGUAAAUUUGAGGACCUUAGCCCUGAGCGAAAAUUCACUUACCAGCUUGCCCGAUACUCUUGCAAAUCUAAGGCAGCUAAAAGUUCUUGAUUUAAGACACAACAAAUUAAAUGAAAUACCGGAAGUUAUUUACAGACUUACAUCAUUAGUCACUUUGUAUCUACGAUUUAAUCGUAUACGUUAUGUCGGUGAAGACAUUGCUAACCUUACCAAUUUAACCAUGCUAAGUUUACGCGAAAACAAAAUACAGGAGUUGCCACAGGGAAUAGGCAAAUUAACUCAACUUGUUACAUUUGAAGCAUCCAACAACCAUUUGAAGCAUUUACCUCCUGAAAUAGGUAACUGUGUCCAGUUGUCUACAUUGGAUGUUCACCAUAAUGAAUUAAUUGAUAUUCCAGAAACAUUAGGCCAGCUAGUUAAUCUUACAAGGCUCGGUCUGAGAUAUAAUCAAUUAGUUGAAAUUCCAAAAUCUCUUAGUCAGUGUGCUAAUAUGAUAGAAUUCAAUAUUGAAAAUAAUAAUGUAUCACAAUUACCAGAAGGUUUGUUAUCUAGUUUAUCAAACCUAACUAAUCUCACUUUGUCUCGCAAUAGCUUCACAUCUUUUCCUAUUGGAGGCCCAUCACAAUUUUGCAAUGUUUAUACUGUGAAUUUAGAACAUAACCAGAUCAGCAAAAUACCUUUUGGUAUAUUUUCUCGUGCCAAAAACUUAACCAAACUGAAUAUGAAGGAAAACCAGCUCACAUCUUUACCUUUAGAUAUAGGCUCGUGGUCUAAUAUGGUUGAACUGAAUCUCGGUACAAACCAACUCACUAAAUUACCGGAUGAUAUUCAUCGCUUGGAGUCCUUGGAAGUCUUAAUUCUUAGUAAUAACCUGCUCAAACGUCUCCCCCAGUCUAUUGGAAAUCUGCGAAAACUUAGAGUUCUUGAUUUGGAAGAAAACAAGCUUGAUAGCCUCCCAAAUGAUAUAGGCUAUUUAUGUGAGUUGCAGAAGUUAGUUCUACAAAGCAAUCAAUUGACUUCUUUGCCUAGAGCCAUUGGUCAUUUAUCUAACCUUACAAUGUUGCAUGUGGGAGAAAACAACUUAGCUUGUCUUCCAGAAGAAAUUGGAACUUUAGAAAACCUGGAAACCCUUCUUAUCAAUGAUAAUCCAAGCUUGCAUCAUUUACCUUUUGAAUUGGCACUUUGUAGUAACCUUUCAAUCAUGGGUAUUGAAAAUUGUCCUUUGUCUCAAAUACCUCCUGAUAUUGUAAAUGGUGGACCAUCCCUAGUCAUUCAGUAUCUCAAAAUGAAAGGACCCUAUCGCUCAAUGUAACAAUCCUUACUCAAAAUUUUUAAUGUUCUGCUUUUCCUACUCCGGGGGGCCUGAUUUUCCAUCACUUGAACCAAGGCAAUGGGGCGCUAGAAAAAAGGGGCAUAAAAUUCACAUUCAUGAUUUAUUUAAAAAUGAUAUUUUAAUGUUUUUCAACUUUAUGGAAAAAUAUUUAAGCAAUUUAAAAAUUUAUUAUCUUUUAUUGUGUAUAAUUUUUCAGAAUAAAUACCAAAAGUGGAAGCAUAAGCAAAUUAGCAGUACAAUUUUCAUCUUAAAAAGAAAUAGGUUUCUUCUAAGACAAUUUUGGUGAAUGUGUCCAAUGAGAAAUUAUGAAUUUUAUAUAAAUGUGAUUGUAAGAUUUCCAUUAAAAUUUAGUACAUUCAUUAUUAAUUAUACUUUGUAAAGGUAAAAUCUUUAAAUUUUCAAGUUAUUAUACCUAUAUUAUUCAGCUAUUAUAUAUAUUUUCAUGUUAUUAUAUAUAUAUCAAAAUUAUAUAUAUGGUGGAAAUACUUUUGCCUAAGGGCACCGGAGAUGGUUGGGCCGGCCCUGUUCCUACUUGUCGAAAAGGUCCAUAUCCACUGACUACUGUUAUAUUUCUGCAUAAGCAAGCUCUUAAGAAGCUUGGUAAAAAUUUUUGUUCAUGUUAAUGGCUCUGCUUAUUAUAACAAACAUGUUAUAUUAACA
Messenger RNA from Parasteatoda tepidariorum (common house spider), 2596 nucleotides. RefSeq names its product leucine-rich repeat protein soc-2 homolog. The record is from RefSeq and is a predicted model, not a curated record. Lineage: Eukaryota; Metazoa; Arthropoda; Arachnida; Araneae; Theridiidae. Gene Ontology annotation, cellular component: cytoplasm. Gene Ontology annotation, molecular function: protein binding.